This is a messenger RNA of Chlorella variabilis, 504 nucleotides long. RefSeq lists its product as hypothetical. The record is from RefSeq and is a predicted model, not a curated record. The transcript has 4 exons. Bases 1 to 321 code for a protein of 106 amino acids. NCBI's taxonomy places the organism in Eukaryota, Viridiplantae, Chlorophyta, Trebouxiophyceae, Chlorellales, Chlorellaceae.
AUGGCGUGGCGCAGUGCGCUCAGCAAGAACUUGCAGGAGUUGAGGAUACACUUAUGCCAGACCUCAAAGGCUAGCGAGGGCGCCAGGGACUUUGUGAUGAGCAGUUAUCAGGAGCUGAAGAAAGCCAACCCAACCUUCCCCAUCCUUGUGCGGGAGUGCAGCGGCGUCGAGGCCAAGCUGGUGGCGCGAUACGACUUUGGGGUGGAGGAGGCUGUGAAGGUCGACGGCUUGGGCAAGGCCGACAUCGCCAAGCAGCUGGAGGCACUGGUGAAGAAGGGGGAGAGCAUGCCGCGGUCAACGGAGAGCCAGGGCGCGCUCUGAGAUUGUUGCGAUGCCCUUGUGCUCUUGAGCAUCGCACGCUUUAGUUUGUGUUUGCUGCUGCCUCCUGUUUCUGUUUCUGUGGCUGCCUUUUGGCCCGCCUUUUUUUGCUCCCUUCAAAUAUGCACUCUUGCAGCUGUUGAGACAGCUGUGGUGCAUGUUGGCUCAUCAACUUCUUGCAACUAC